AUGGCAACCAAGACAAAUAAGACUCCGAAAGCAAUUUUAUUAGAAAUUACCGGAGAGCGGGGGAGUGUUGCUGCUAAUACCAUCAGCCAAUCAGGUGUAAACAAAUAUCCUGUUUUAUCACGAGAAUUUUUUGAAAAAGAGAAUGUAAAUGAACGGGACAUUGGUGAAUUGACACCAGGUGAGAAGAUUAUUGAAAAAGAAUCUUUGAAAAAUAUUGAACAAAAGAUUACAAUAAAUGAUGAUGGCUCCAAAUCUCUUAGCAAUAAAAAAUUGAGCAAAGCUGAAAUUGUUUCUCGCAUAGAUUCAGAAGCAAAAAACAUAGAAACGCUCCUUGGCAAAUCAGGUAGGUCAGAUUACGGAAACUUGGAAAAUUCCAUAAGCGGUGUGUUGGUGGUGAAAGUGUCGGUCACAUUAAUCACUGGUGUACUUCGAGUUCGGAUUCGACCGGUAAAGACCGCACGAGGAUUUCUGUUAGUAGAUUCCGGAAGUGAAAGUGAAAGCACUAGAGGAAUUAAAGAAAGUGAUAGUAUGGAAUCGGAAAUUGAGGAAGAAAAUGUGGAUGAAUCUUCGGGUUCAAUAAGACCAUGUUAUCCGAAUAUUAGCAAUUUGGAAGUAAUUAGUAUAAUUACGGAACUUAUGAAUUACAAAUAUAGGAAAAACUAUAGAAUCAUAUUCGAAAAUGUUAAGGAUAUGAAACAAUAUCUUGGCAUCAAAUUGCUUAACAAUCGUUAUUAUUUUCUGCCUAAUAAUAUUUUUGAUAUCGGAACUUAUCUUGAUAAUUCCUCACAGGCGGAGAUAAUAUUUGUAAAAGAAUUGUAUGAAAAUAUUGUUCGUGCAGUUCUUCUGUACAGUCGCACAAAAGGUUUCCUGUUGCUUCGAUGUAUAAUUGACAAUCCUCCUUUUGAAACAGCUGUAUAUGAGGAAAGUGAUGUUGCCCGUGAAAUGAAUUUCUUAAAAUCACUUUAUGAUGAAGCAGGAAAAUCUGUAUGUUUAAAAAGACAAAGAAGUCGGAAAGAAUUUAUCUCCUGCAGUUUUCUUUUCGAUAUCGUUAAACUCAUCAAGAAAAAUGAAAUACGUAAACUUCUUGAGAAGGGAGUUAUUAAAACAAAAGGAUCAUACAGUUUUUACCUUCCCAACCUGUUCGCGAUUGAUGCAGAUGAUGUUGAGCAGUUGUAUGAAACGGACUUAGCAAUUGUUACACAUCUCGAUUUGUUGACUCAAUAUCGCUUCUUCAAAUCAUCGUUACACACAGCUCAACGAACAUUGGAAACAAAACCGUUGGUUGUAACAUAUGCUAAUAUCCGAAUACAAAUACAAUUUUUCAAGCUUCUCAUUCGACAUAUCAAAGCACUUAGUAUGGAAGAUCUCGACAACUUCACCGAUUUGAAGUUAAGUUCGGAGGAAAAUCGAAAGGAUGAUUGUUGCUAUAAUACACUUCAGGCUCAAGAAAUGAUCAGAAGUGAAUUUAGUACAUGGAAGGGUCCUGGAAAAGCUUUCCGCUUCCUUCCAAUACUAACCGAAUAUUUGCUAGGACGGAGACAACCAAAAAAUAAAACUUCAUUAAAUUUAUAUAAUUUUAUAAAGGAAUUUCUGAUGGUCAUUCCACAUAGGGAGUUCAUAGGUCAUCAGUAUGGUUUUUUCAUUGCCCAACUUUGUAUGAAUCACGAAUCGCAUAGCAGUAUUCUAAAUCCGGCAACUGUUAUCAAUAGAAUACUAAUACCAAAUUUAAAGAGACCAAUACGUAAGAUCUGCGCUGCAGUUACACUCGGGAAUUUACUGCAAUCUCGUCGUGUCAACAUAGCAUGGUCAUUUGAUUAUACCGCCGAGAACAAAAAGUAUUACUAUGAUGACAAUAUAACAAGUGAAACGGAUGAAAAAGUGGAAGUGAUGCAAUUAAUUGGUGCAUUCUAUUCGCAAUAUACUUUUCCACAACGCAGUACAAUCCGUUGCACGCGUUAUCUCUUCAUAGAUUUAAUUCUUUCGAGAUUGGAAAAUCGUUUAAGUCGUUUGAUGGCGGAAAAUUCUUUUACGCCAAAUGCGCUAAGAUAUUUGGAUGAAUUAGUUGCUAAAAAAGAAUUUUCUUGGCAAGUGGAUUAUUAUUUAUCAAAAAUACUGCUUCGCAAUUUACUUGCCGCGAGAGUAGUUAGUGUACCAGAGAGACCAGUGGAUGAGACCGAUAGACAGGCAUGGAUUGAAUGGAUUUCAGAAUUAUUACCCAUUACUUAUGCUGGUGUUAGAUCGAAGCCAUUCUUCGGUUUAGCAUUUCUGGUUGACGGUUAUGCUAGCAAUUUGGAUUUGGAAAGUGCUUUCGUUCUACAUUUCGACAAAAUCCCGGAAUUUUCAUUCAUUGAAUUUCUGGUUCUCUUCAAAAUUUUCAUGCGUUCCAGCAAGAACAGUCGAAUCACAAACUUAUGCCGACAUUCUCCCGAGAAUUUCGGCAAUGAUAGAAGUUUGCAACAAAUGGUCAAAUGGCUAUUUCGUGUUGUAAAUCGGGUGCAGAAAUCAGGAGAAGUGAAUGAGAAUGCAGUACUUAAAGCGAAACAUCGCAUUUUACAAUGGGCAGAGGCUUAUGUGGCAAAUUCUAAAAUAAUCGGCACCGACGAUGCGAGAGCAAUGUUGAAUUUAUUGAAAUGGAAGGAUGAACCUGGUCUAAAGGAUGAUGAAUUGAAUCGAGGAAUGAAUCGAUUGUUUUAUGAAGUCUGUCAUAAGUGUGUGUUGCGAACAAAUGAUCCUGUUCUUGAAAUGAUACAACAAUGGAGUCCCUGUGAGAAUAUUCUUGAGGAAAUGGAAUAUUAUUUAAAUCGUAUUCCGCCAUCUCGUCCAUCAGAAACUCGUCGUGAUGAACUAACACCGUGGGGACAAUGUCAAUUUAAGAAAUUUUUACAUGAAACUGUUGACUUUCAACGUUUGGGUGGUGGUAGCAGAAUGCGGAAUAGGCCGAGAUCUGGACCAGGUAUGUACGGUUACGCACGGCCAAUGUAUUUGUGGAGCGUUGAUGGAUUCAGACCAAUGCCAUAUUCCGCAAUGAAGAAUGACUAUGAAGAUGUGCCAUCAGAUUUAUCAAAAUUAAACGAAAAAAAAGAACUACCAUUUGAUUUGCAAGCUGAGGUUGGUAGUGUAUGGCGCAGUAAACCAUCAAAGUAUUCCAAUCUUCUUCCUCAGGCCUAUCUAAAACGACGUACUUCCAGUCAAUCAGUGAACAUUCCGAUACUUCGCGAUGAGGCAUUUGAAUUGUUUCGAAUGCAAAUAGCAUAUAAUCCAUUCAUUCCUGUACGAAGAAAUUUCGAUCAAGAGUUAGACUUUGGAGCUAGUGCAGCUAAUUUUGGAGGAGUUGCUGAUGUGGAACGCUGUCAGUCACUUCCAUGCGAUUUAUCAAAUUUAAAUUUGCAAACCGAAAAAAUAGUACCCAGAAGCUCGAGACAACAAAUAAUGCCCAAAGUUCAAAAACAAAGAUCGAGAACACGUCAACGAAGAAUGCAAAUAAGAACAACUGAUAUGCCGAGAAAAGUACCGAUUAGACGUUCUGAUUCGAGGGAAACAAAUAUCAAAUUGGAACGUACAUUGUUCCAUCCAUUUCUCGAAAAUAUUGGAUCAUGCAGCAUUUGUGGAUUAAUAGAUCAUGCUGAAAAUUUCUGUCCAGAUACGCCAAAUUAUUCAAAUCUUCUCGACACACUAAUGCCAGUGACAUAUAAAUGGACGGUCAAAAAAGAAAAAUCGUUCGAGAAUUUUCAUCGUCAAGAUUCAUGGGGAUGCUUUGGAGAUGACGAAAAUUGA
Messenger RNA from Acanthocheilonema viteae, 3774 nucleotides. NCBI's taxonomy places the organism in Eukaryota, Metazoa, Nematoda, Chromadorea, Rhabditida, Onchocercidae. The record is from the annotation of a GenBank genome assembly.